AUGAAGCUACGGGAGACACUCGGCAAAUUCGUAAGUCAAACGCCCGGCGUUCAACACAUUUGGAUAGCCGAUCGAGACGGUGUGCCACUCCUCGGCACUGGUGAAGAUCAUCGCAUGCGAACGGGCAUUAUCGAAUCUCAAGUCGGCGCCCACGAUCAACAUUUUGUUUUGGGUCAACACCGAUCAUCAAUGUACUUCUACCAGAAUCAUCAACUCGUCGUCUUUCAAAUUCCGCCCGUUGUCGUCUACGUGUUGGCUGAUGGCGAUGCAAAUACAGGAUUCAUUUUAAAGCUUCGCGAGAAACUCGAGCCACUCCUCACCCAAAUCGAACAACUCUUCCCACGUCUACCGCUUCCCUUCAAUAAAUUUAGAUUAUUUCGAAAUCACGUGCUUUUGGCUUUAUCGGGUGGAAUCUUUACUUUUCAACAACAUGGACUAUCGAAUGAAAGGCUACAAGAAUGCUCCGGAUUUGCGUUUGAUAGAAACGAUCAACGAGAUUUGAAAGAAGGUUGGGAGCCGCUCUAUGAAGACAAAUCAAAAAAUCUACGCGUUUUCCGGAGGAAAGUCAAAGACGACAAGCUCGAUGUCUAUGAAUACAGGGUUGCAGGAACAUUCUACGACAUAACACCGCGCAAUUACAUUGAUGCGCAAAGUGAUGUAGCCUACAGAUCAGAAUGGGAUGCCAAUGUAAUGCGAUUAGAAGUUAUUCAGGAAGACGGCGAUCAACAAUUGAUAAGAUGGGUCUCGAAGUAUCCAUAUCCUAUGUACGCACGCGAGUACGUCUUUAUACGAAGAACAACAGUCAGUGAUGAUGGCCGAGUUGUGAUGAUUUAUUGUGAAGCGGUUCCAGAAGAGGUGAUUCCUACGUCAUCACGUAAAAAUGUACGAGUCGCCACUUAUGCAUCACAAAGUGCCGUACGAGCACACAAAGAUUUGGACACUGAUGGUUUAGAUUACGUGCUGACUUACUUUGACAAUCCGGAGGCAAACAUUCCAAGGUAUAUCUACAACUGGAUUGUAAAUCAAGGAGGUCCCUACUUUGUAAAUCAGGUGCAUACAGCGGCUAAGAAGUUGGAAAAAAGUGGGCGGAAAGUGAAAAGUUUCCUGAACUCUGACAAGAAAGCACCGACGGUUUGUGAGGCACCAGUUAGCGACGAUCAUUCAACAUGCACACAUUGCCCAAUUCAUUGUCCAAAAGCUGAAGAAACGGUAACCUUUGAAGCUCUAGAUGUUACGGAAGAUCCUACCGAAAUGGUGUUGCCCUCAAAAUUGGCUGAAAAGGAAGAAACUAGCAAUGUGAUUGAAACACUAUUGACAGUUCUUCAACCGGCUACCAAAACGCGUGACAAGGUCUCUAAUGGGGUGUUUUUAACUUCAGAACAAAAUAACGAAGCUAAAACCAAUGAUUUUAAAAGACGAUUUACAGCUGAUGAAAUUUUUGCUCAAAUUGAA
Molecule: messenger RNA, 1452 nt
Organism: Mesorhabditis belari
Lineage: Eukaryota; Metazoa; Nematoda; Chromadorea; Rhabditida; Rhabditidae
Source: the annotation of a GenBank genome assembly